AUGUCUACAGUUUCAUGUGAUAGAGUGUUAAGUAAUCAUCAAGGAUCAGUUACAGCAGUAAAAUAUAAUAGUGAUGGGGCAUAUUGUAUCAGUGGUUCACAGGAUAAAACAUUAAAACUUUGGAAUCCAAACAAAGGUUCAAUGAUCCACAGUUUUGAAGAGCAUGGUUAUGGUAUUAUAGAUUUUUGUUCAAGUUUAGAUAACAAACAAUUAUUUUCAUGUGCUGAAAAACAACUUUAUCAAUGGGAUAUUGCAAAUGGUUCAGUAGUUAGAAGAUUUCAAAAUGCACACAACGAUACAAUCACUUGUGUAUGUGUAAAUAAUGACUCAUCACUCUUAUUCACAGGUUCAAAUGAUAAACUAGUUAAAGCUUGGGAUUUAAGAAGCAACUCUUUUAAUCCUGUACAGAUUUUAGAUGAUGCAAAAGAUUCAAUUACUUCAAUUAUAACAAAUGAAACAACACAAACUGUAGAUUUAAGUGGUCAUGAAGUAAUUACAAGUAGUGUAGAUGGCUCGAUUAGACAAUAUGAUGUUAGAAUGGGAACUUUAACCACCUAUGACGAUACAAUUCCAAUAUCAUCAGUUUCAAUUACCAAAAAUAAGAAAUGCUUCAUUGCAAGUUGCACAGACGAAACUAUUAAACUUAUUGAUAUAGAUACAUAUGACACACUAAAAGAAUAUAAAUCACAUAAAAACUCAACAUACAAGAUAAACAGUUGCAGCAAUUAUAACGACUCUUUAAUUAUUGGUGGUUCUGAAGAUAACGAUUUUUAUAUUUGGGAAUUAUCAUCAGCCAAACUCUUACAUAAAUUAUCGGGUCAUACCAAUGUUAUUACACACGUUAAUGCCCAUCCAACAAAAAAUCAAUUUAUUACAAGUUCCACCGAUUGUACAAUUAGAAUUUGGUCAACACAAGAAUAA
This is a messenger RNA of Dictyostelium purpureum, 921 nucleotides long. RefSeq lists its product as uncharacterized. Gene Ontology annotation, biological process: mRNA splicing, via spliceosome. The transcript is spliced from 3 exons. NCBI's taxonomy places the organism in Eukaryota, Evosea, Eumycetozoa, Dictyosteliales, Dictyosteliaceae. Gene Ontology annotation, molecular function: protein binding. Gene Ontology annotation, cellular component: catalytic step 2 spliceosome. The record is from RefSeq and is a predicted model, not a curated record. Bases 1 to 921 code for a protein of 306 amino acids.